Messenger RNA from Recurvomyces mirabilis, 1839 nucleotides. It is a transcript of the gene UBA2, whose product is annotated as E1 ubiquitin-activating protein uba2. Gene Ontology annotation, biological process: protein sumoylation. The transcript has 2 exons. The record is from RefSeq and is a predicted model, not a curated record. Lineage: Eukaryota; Fungi; Ascomycota; Dothideomycetes; Mycosphaerellales; Teratosphaeriaceae. Bases 1 to 1839 code for a protein of 612 amino acids. Gene Ontology annotation, molecular function: SUMO activating enzyme activity. Gene Ontology annotation, cellular component: cytoplasm; SUMO activating enzyme complex.
AUGCAGAGACGUGAUCGCGGCAUCGCCCAGUCACUGGGUCUGCCUCUCACUAAGCGUGUGAAGGAGAGCCGGGUGUUGCUGGUUGGUGCGGGAGGCAUAGGAUGUGAGGUGUUGAAGAACCUGGUCUGCUGCGGCUUUGGCAGUCUACCGUCGAACUACGGCACGAACGGCACUGAGGAGUCGGCGGCCAAUGCGCGCAAACCUGGCAUUGUAGUCAUCGACUUGGACACCAUCGACCUAAGCAACCUCAACCGGCAAUUCCUCUUUCGAAAACAGCACAUCAAGAAACCCAAAGCCUACGUCGCUAAAGAGACAGCAUCCCACUUCAACCCUUCGGUCAAUAUCGACGCUCAGCAUGCGAGCAUCUUCGACACCAAGUACGAUGUCGAAUUCUUCGAGGGCUUCGACCUGGUCUUCAAUGCGCUCGACAAUCUCGCAGCAAGAAGACACGUGAACAAGAUGUGUCUGGCCGCAGAUGUACCCUUGAUCGAAAGCGGUACGACUGGCUUCAAUGGCCAGGUGCAAGCAAUCAAGAAGGGUGCGACGGAAUGCUACGACUGCAAUCCCAAGCCAGUGCAAAAGAGCUUUCCAAUCUGCACAAUCCGUUCGACACCUUCACAGCCUAUCCAUUGCAUUGUGUGGGCGAAAUCAUAUCUAUUCCCGGAGCUCUUCGGCACGAGUGAAGAGGACUCGGCAGAUGUGGCUGUAACAGAAGGCGAUAAUGCAGAAGAAGUCGCGAAGCUGAAGGAGGAAGCAGACGCGCUAAAGACAAUCCGCGGCAUAAUGGGCAAGAGCGAGUUCGCGCAAGAAGUCUUCAACAAAGUCUUUCACGACGACAUCGAGCGAUUGCGCGGCAUGACAGAGAUGUGGCAAUCACGGCGACCACCGCAAUCGCUGAAGUUUGAGGAGCUCGUCGCCGAGAUUGAAGGCGGAGACACGACCGAGCGCGGCCAGUCGCUCGUGAUGCAAGACCAGGCUACCUGGAGCUUACACGACAAUCUGACAGUCUUCUCCUACUCCCUUGGCAUACUAAGCAACCGAAAUCAAGCCGGCGAAACCGUCCUGGAAUUCGACAAAGACGACAAAGAUACCCUCGACUUCGUCACCUCGGCUGCUAAUUUACGAUCAUAUAUUUUCGGGAUACCCUUACAUAGUGAAUGGGAGAUCAAGCAAAUGGCUGGCAACAUUAUCCCGGCGAUCGCGACCUCGAACGCGCUUACGGCUAGUCUGUGUGUGCUGGAAGCCUUCAAAAUUAUGCGAGGGGUAGGCUUCGAGCAGAAAGGUGUGAGUGGGCUGGCGAUCAACAAUGGCACAACGGCGACUUCACAUACGACCGUCAACGGCAAGGAAGAAGGUGUUCUUGGUGGCGCGAAGAUGAACCUGGUGGAUCUGCUGAGGGAGAAAUUCGGGUAUGAGGAACUCUCGAUACAGGCAGACAUUGGUAUCAUCUACGAUCCAGACCUGGAAGAUAAUCUAGAGAAAUCGCUUACCGAGUAUGUGAAAGCCGGUAACAGCUUCCUCACGAUCGUGGAUGAUGGGGAUGAGGCGAAGGUGGAUCUGGUACUAAGCGCGUCUAUUCAGAGCGAAGCGAUCAUUGAAACUGGUGUUCUGGAGUUGGUGCCGGAGCGGAUAUCUUUGCCUUCCAAACCCAAGGCUGUUCCAGAGACCAACGGGCACGCAUCAACGGCUGCGGAGUCAUCGCAGACAGCGACGAAUGCUAAUGCGAAGAGGAAACGCGAGGCAGAGGAGGAGGUGGGAAGUGCAAAGAAGCGCGCGCGGGCUACGGACGAGGAGGUCCAUGUGAUUGAGGACGAUGGCGCAAUCUUACUUGAUGAUUAG